Molecule: messenger RNA, 642 nt
Organism: Didymodactylos carnosus
Lineage: Eukaryota; Metazoa; Rotifera; Eurotatoria; Philodinida; Philodinidae
Source: the annotation of a GenBank genome assembly
AUGUUACAUUUCACUCUCACUGAGAGUGGUAAGUCAGUUUUAAAUUAUAAAGAUUAUCAAUAUACUAAAAAACGGGAGCAUAAAACUUGGAAUGAAUGGCGUUGUCAUGAUAGACGUUGUACAAAUUCAGUAUCAUUAUGUUCACAAGACAAAUUAAUUAUUUGUGAAGAAACAGGUCAUACAAUUCCAAUUCCCAAAAUUUAUUCUGAAGAAACGGUUAAAGCUAAAGUUGAAAACCCUGGUCUAGCUACAGGUACAAUAUUUCCAUCAAUCGAUAAAAUUGAUGUCAGUCUUUAUCGACGUCGUGCACAAAAUUAUCCAAAAUUACCAACAACUGUUGAAGAAAUUAAUUUAAUUGGAACAUCGAGGUUAGAUAAGAAUGGUGGUGAAUUCUUAUUAGUUGAUGACAAAUACGAUGGUGACUAUUUAAUGAUUUUUGGGUCAGAAUGGAGUAUACGUUUUUUAUCAUCAUGUUUGCUUUGGCAUUCCGAUGCUACAUUUGAUGUUCGUCCAUUAUUAUUUGCUCAACUGUACAUUAUAUUUGGUUUCAAUAAUAGAUAUAUGAUUCCAUGUGCUUGUGGUUUAACAACGGAGCAAAAUAAAAUUACACAUACUAAAAUUUUUGAUUUGAUUGCACUCUGA